ACCCGUUCUUCGAUCUCCCCAUUCAUUACGAUACCAGUUCUUCGAUCUCCCCAUUCGGCAUCACCGCUUCUGACUUCUCUCUACCCUAAGCUGCUAUAGCCCCAAUUCUUAUACCAUCUCUCCGGCGACGGAGAAAGAAAAAGAACUCCGGCGACCAGUGGACUACAAUGAGCUCCUUUCCACCACAAGCCAAUACAAGCACAGAAUCCAAUGAAGACGAAUCACACCGUCUCUUAUCCUCCCCAUCUCCAUCUCCAACAUCACAAUCACAAUCACCGUCACCUCCACCGCCACUGUUAUCCGACGGUGAGAACGAUGAAAAAGAAGUCGCAUUCGAAUCCCGGGAAAAAAUCUUGAUUGUUGACUUUGAAUCAGACACUGUAGCCGAUGCCGAUUUCUCGGUAGUCCCACCGUUCUCGUGGAAGAAGCUAUGGCGAUUUAUGGGCCCAGGGUUUUUGAUGAGCAUAGCGUUUUUGGAUCCAGGAAAUUUGGAGGGAGAUCUGCAGGCCGGAGCGAUUGCGGGUUACUCGCUGUUGUGGUUGCUGAUGUGGGCCACGGUUAUGGGGCUGUUGAUCCAGCUAUUGUCAGCAAGAAUUGGGGUGGCGACGGGGCGGCACUUGGCGGAGCUGUGUAGGGAGGAGUAUCCAUAUUGGGCGAGUCUAUUGUUGUGGUUCAUGGCGGAGUUGGCUCUAAUUGGGGCUGAUAUUCAGGAGGUGAUUGGUAGUGCCAUUGCUAUUCAGAUUCUUAGUAACGGUUUUUUCCCUCUCUGGGCUGGUGUUAUAAUCACAGCCUCUGAUUGUUUCAUAUUUUUACUUCUUGAGAACUAUGGGGUGAGAAAGUUGGAAGCUGUUUUUGCAGUUCUCAUUUCAACUAUGGCAUUGGCAUUUGCCUGGAUGUUUGCUGAGGCAAAGCCGAGUGGAAAGGAGCUUGUAAUAGGUCUUUUGGUUCCAAAACUUAGCUCAAGAACAAUUCGACAGGCUGUGGGAGUGGUCGGCUGUGUUAUAAUGCCUCAUAAUGUGUUUUUGCACUCCGCUUUGGUACAGUCAAGGAAGGUUGACCCCAAGAAGAAAGGUCAGGUCCAGGAGGCCCUGAAUUACUAUUCACUUGAAUCCUCAGUUGCCCUUCUUGUCUCCUUCAUGAUCAAUUUGUUUGUUACAACUGUCUUUGCGAAAGGAUUUUAUGGUACUAAACAAGCGGAUAAUAUUGGCUUAGUAAAUGCGGGGCAAUAUCUUCAAGAGAAAUAUGGUGGUGGACUGUUACCAAUACUUUAUAUUUGGGGUAUUGGCUUAUUAGCAGCUGGGCAAAGUAGCACAAUAACGGGCACCUAUGCUGGGCAGUUUAUAAUGGGAGGUUUCAUCAAUCUUCGAUUGAAAAAGUGGUUGAGGGCAUUAAUUACAAGAAGUUGUGCCAUUUUUCCAACUAUAAUUGUAGCUCUUGUUUUCAACAGAUCUCAAGGUUCACUGGAUGUCCUGAAUGAAUGGCUUAAUGUGCUUCAGUCUGUGCAGAUUCCCUUUGCGCUCAUCCCGCUUCUUACUUUGGUGUCUAAGGAGCAGCUCAUGGGUGUCUUUAAAAUUGGACCUACUCUGGAGAGAAUUGCAUGGUCUGUGGCUGCCCUGGUAAUAGUGAUCAAUGGCUAUCUGUUGCUGGAUUUUUUCAUUUCUGAAGUUGAUGGACUGCUGUUUGGUUUUCUUGUCUGUACGGGGACGGCUGCAUAUAUCGCAUUUAUAUUAUAUCUUAUUUCACAUGGUGAAGGCCUCCCUUCCACUUGGUUCAAUUUACUACUGUCCAAGGGGUAUGUUUAUGUAGGGAAUUGAGCUGACAAUUGUCAUUUUGCCUAGACGAAACUUCCAACUGUCAAGGUCUGUGGUCCAGCCUUGGCAAGUAGCAGAUGGUCCAAUGUUCUGCUUUUCCGAAGCUGAAGCAUUCCUUUAAUCCAUUUACCUCUGAACUUCAGCUUACUGACUGUGAGUUACAAGUCAAACGAUUGAGAAUAUACUUUCAUGCAUCGCACCUUUGUGCAUAAUGACAGAUUUGAAAUAUACCAUUCAAGACAUUCUUUAUCCUUUCUGGAGGAUGGACAAAACAUCUUUGUCUGCUGGAUGAAGGUUUUACUUCUCUACCACUGUAUUUCCCGUUGAUCUAGACCCAACUUUUGUUGUAUUCACAAUGUACCAAGAAGAUAUUUUUUUUUCUCUGAAGCUGUGAAGAUUUUUUCUUGUGCAACAGUCAAAUCGUAAUUGUCUGAUAUCCAGAAGGGGGACUAUUCUAUAGAUGCAAGAUGACAUGCGUUCUUCAAAUUUGUUUUCAUGACGAAGCUUUUUCACCUCUAUUCUUUACUGUCAUUAUGUUUUUGUGGUUCAGACAUUAGAAAGCAUGUUCCUCUUAAAUUUAUGCAAAAGAUAAG
This is a messenger RNA of Ilex paraguariensis (yerba mate), 2404 nucleotides long. NCBI's taxonomy places the organism in Eukaryota, Viridiplantae, Streptophyta, Magnoliopsida, Aquifoliales, Aquifoliaceae. The record is from the annotation of a GenBank genome assembly.